Molecule: messenger RNA, 6495 nt
Organism: Trichomycterus rosablanca
Lineage: Eukaryota; Metazoa; Chordata; Actinopteri; Siluriformes; Trichomycteridae
Gene: nup98
Product: nucleoporin 98 and 96 precursor
Exons: 33
Coding region: 199-5658 (1819 amino acids)
Biological process (GO): RNA export from nucleus; telomere tethering at nuclear periphery; protein import into nucleus
Cellular component (GO): nuclear pore cytoplasmic filaments; nuclear pore
Molecular function (GO): RNA binding; structural constituent of nuclear pore
Source: RefSeq, a predicted model, not a curated record
ACUGCGCUGAUCUGUUUCCCUCCAUCGAUGCUGUUCUAAAGUUUCAUUAUUUAAUGUCUGAACUCAGUAUUAAAACUGCACUUUAACUCUCAACAACUUCUUCUGAAUUCGUAAACGAUUCCUCGUUCAUCUAAGCUAAGACAUUGUGAGCAGAGAGAGCAGGAAACACGACAUAUGCAGGGACUAUAGCAACGCAAGAUGUUCAACAAGUCGUUUGGUACUCCCUUUGGGGGAGGAACAGGAGGAUUUGGGACUUCGUCCACAUUUGGACAACAAAACGCAGGGUUUGGAGCGACUGGUGGUUUUGGUGCCUCUGCUUUCGGGACAACAAACAACACUGGAGGUCUUUUUGGAGGAGCACAAAACAAACCUAGUGGGCUCUUUGGGUCCAACACAUUUAGUCAACCUGUCACCUCUUCAACCAGCAGUGGGUUUGGGUUUGGUGCUACAAGUGGUACCUCCAACAGCCUCUUUGGAACUACCAACACACCAGGUGGAGGUCUUUUCUCCCAGCCGAACAAUGCAUUUGGAGCCAACAAACCAACCUCAUUUGGGACCUUUGGUACUAGUACCAGCAGUGGUGGCCUGUUUGGCAAUACCAACACCACCACCAAUCCAUUCGGCAGUACCUCGGGGUCCCUGUUUGGCACAUCAAGCUUUACUGCCACCCAGCCUGGCACAACCAUUAAAUUUAAUCCACCAAGUGGGACCGACACAAUGGUAAAAAGUGGCGUGACCACCAACAUCAACACCAAACAUCAAUGCAUUACAGCCAUGAAGGAGUAUGAAAGCAAAUCCUUAGAGGAACUGAGGUUAGAGGACUACCAGGCAGGCAGAAAGGGUCCCUCCAACCCAAUGGCAGCCAACACGGGCAGUCUGUUUGGGGUUACACCAGCAGCGACUGCCAGCACUGCUACCGGCCUGUUUGGCUCCUCAGGUGGCGGCUUCAGCUUCAACCAGAAUAAGACCUCCUUUAACACUGGUACAGGAGGCUUUGGUACAAGCACUGGUGGUUUGUUUGGCCAGCCGCAACCGCAGCAGCAGCAGCAGCAGCAGCAGCAGCAGCAGCAGCAGCAGCAAGCUAAUAGUCACUUUAAGCCAUUUGGUCAGGCCACCACAACGCAGAACACUGGCUUUUCCUUCGGUGGCAUAAACACCAUGGGUCAGGCCAACACCAGCAGCAUGGGCCUGUUCGGGAACACUGCUGCCUCACAGGCAGGGGGACUGUUUGGAAACACAGCCAAUACAAGCACAGCCACAGGUUUCGGCACAGGCACUGGGCUGUUUGGGCAGCCCAACGCUGGCUUUGGGAAUGUGGGUACACAGAACCUGUUUGGUAAUAAGCCCGCUGGGUUUGGUACCACCACAACCAGUGCUCCCUCAUUUGGCACAGGCACUGGCCUGUUUGGCAACAAGCCCACACUCACUCUGGGCGCUAACACAAACACUUCCACCUUUGGUUUUGGAGCAAAUACUACUGGAGGUCUGUUUGGAAACAAAACUGGCCCUGGCACAAUUGGAACAGGUCUCGGAGCAGGUUUUGGAGCAGGUGUUGGCACAGGGCAAACAUCUCUGUUUGGAAAUAAUCAGAACAAGCUGGGCUCUGGUCUGGGCACAACAGGGAUAUAUGGGGCUCCAAGCUUCAACACAGGAUCCAGCGCACUGAAUUUUGGCGCACCGCAGCAACCUGUCGCCCUGACUGAUCCCAAUGCUGUGGCCCAGCAAGCUGUGCUACAACAGCAAAUCAGUGCCCUUGCCUAUGCACCUUUUGGAGAUUCACCUCUUUUUAGAAACCCGCUUUCUGACCCCAAGAAGAAAGAGGAGCGUCUGAAGCCUACAAAUCCAGCUGCCCAGAAAGCCCUGACAACCCCGACACAUUAUAAACUGACCCCUCGUCCUGCCACACGUGUACGCCCAAAGGCUCUGACCUCUUCAGGCUCUUCAAAGUCUCAGCUCUUUGACGGCCUAGAUGAUGACGAGCCUUCUCUCACCAAUGGAGCUUUUAUGCCUAGGAAAAGCAUAAAGAAGCUGGUGUUGAAGAAUCUGAAUGGCAGCAGUCUGUAUGGCAGCCCACUAAAUCAGGAGGCUGAUGACUUGAACUCUCCUUCUGAAUACCCACAGAAUGGCCUCAGUCUCAGAUUAGAUGCAGAUGAAACUCAAGAUGUUGAGACAGAGGGUGGAGCAGAAGAUGAUCUGCAAGUCUCUAAGUUCUACACCAACCCAAUUGCUAAGCCAAUUCCACAUAACCAGCCUAGCCCUUCACUGCAAGAUACCAUCACUGAGCUGAACAUGAGGAAAGCCAAUGCCUGUAAUGGUCUGGAGCUCAGCAGUGAGGAGAUCUCUCUGGGAGAUGAUUCUGUUCAGGAAGACAGAGAUGAUGACCUUGAGGCCCAGAAGCCUCCUCAUCCUGCUGGUAUAGUUCUCACUAGAGUGGGCUACUACACCAUCCCUUCCAUGGAGGAGCUAGGAAAGAUGCUGAAUGAAAAUGGAGAGUGUAUUGUGGAGAACUUCACAGUUGGGAGGAAAGGCUACGGGUCAGUUUUCUUCCCUGGCAAGGUAAAUUUGACAGACUUGAAUCUGGAUGAAACCGUGCACUUCAGACGAAAGGAGGUAAUCAUCUACCCUGAUGACAAAGACAAACCAUCCGUCGGGGAGGGUCUCAACAGACGAGCAGAAGUGACUCUUGAUGGUGUUUGGCCAAAUGACAAAACAUCCUGUACUCCGAUCAAAAGUCCUCAGCGCCUGAGUGAGUUGAACUAUGAGGAACGACUAGAGAAUGCAUCCCGCAAGCAAGGUGCUCGCUUUCUGGAAUACAGACCUGAGACUGGCUCCUGGGUGUUUGAGGUGGCCCACUUCUCCAAAUACGGCCUGCAGGACUCUGAUGAGGAGGAGGAGGGUCCCCCAACUAAGACUGACCUGAAGAAACUCAAGAUGGCCCUUCCAGCUGGACUGCAGCAGAUUCCACUGUCCCAGCAGCAGCAAUUGGCGCCACAAGCCCAGAGUACAGCAGUGCUGGAGCUUCUGAGCCGCGUGUCGGAGCUGGACAGUGACAUGGCGGACUUUACUCAGGAGCCGCCAGCAGAUGGAUUGUUGUGUGAGGAGGAUGAGAGCGUGCUGGAGGAUGACACCAGGAUGGCUGUAAGAGCAGAAACACCUGCUGAACUUGAGCCCAUCUCUGCCUCCAGCCAGAUUGCCUCCUCGUUAGGGAUCAAUCCUCAUACCCUUCAGAUAAUGAAGGCAUCCUUGUUUAUGGGCGAUGAUGACUGUGACUUGUUCCAUGAGCAACUCCCUUCGAAAGUCUUGGAGGAAGUGGCAUCUCCCCGGGUGUUACUUGGUAAAUCCCAGGGCAGACUGUCAGUUGGUGGCCUUCUACAAAGCAAGUUCACCUCAGGUGGAGGCCUUUUUGGACAGCUGCCAGAGUUACCUUUUGGAACCAGCCCUCAGAAGCUAAGCAAGCCAGCAUUGCCAGAGUCCCCUUGGCCCUCGCUGGGCCCUUCAAUCCUUCUUCCUCCUCCAGUCCCAGAAGUCACACUAAAGACUGUGGGCGCACGCAGACUUGGGGGUCCAGUGCCUCUUGAGAACUCGAUAACCAUGGGCAAAGGCCGUCUGUUGAUGGAUUCAGCUCUCUACAUGGGUCGCUCAUUUAGGGUGGGCUGGGGGCCUAACUGGACACUGGUGCACUGUGGAGAUUCUCUCAGCACAGCACCAGAAUCAAAGGGACAAACCACAGACACCAUGGGCUUUGGCUUCUUGCCCAAACCUACAAAGAGCAGACAAAUUACUGAGAGCCCCUUUAAAGUUCACAUUGAACAGGUAGUAGGAAUGGAGCCCAAAAAGACGAAAGAGAGCCUGGCAGUGUACCAGCAGCCGCUUGAGAUUGAGCUCCAACACAGUUUUAUUAGCACAGAGGAAGUCUGCCCUUUCAUCUGUCCAGAGAAUGGAUUGGAUGCCCUGCAUGAUUACGCCAAGUGGAUUGUAGAGGCCAACAAUGAGACUGGACCUGAAAAUGUCCUACUUGGUCACUGGCAACAGGUGUGGCUGCUGUGUGCUGCUCUUUGGGGCCGACUGGGCAAUCAGGACCUGGAGGCAGAACAAGGUUGCAAGGCAUAUCAAGAACAGUUGGCACGAAGGCGAAGCUUUUCUCGCUGGUUAGCCGAAAGCGCUGCCUACCGCAUCCAGGAGGAAGUUUGUCAGGCUCAGGGACACAAUCAUGUCAGUGCCAUUUUUAGCUAUCUGACUGGCUGCUGCAUAAGUGAGGCCUGCAAACUAGCACAGAAAAGUGGAGACCAUCGUCUGUCCCUUAUGCUGUCCCAAGCAGCGGGCUCUCACUUAAGCAGAGACCUUUUGGGUCUGCAGUUGGCAGACUGGCACGGAAUGCAGACUGACUCGUUUAUUCAGGAGGAGAGACUGCGCAUUUUCACUUUGCUUGCAGGCAAACCUGUUUGGGAGUCAACAGACUGCUAUAUAAACGUGUGUUCUGAGCUGGACUGGAAGCGCUGUUUGGCUGUGCACUUGUGGUACAUGCUGCCUCCCACUGCUUCAGUGGCUGAUGCUCUUGCCAAAUACGAGGCUGCUUUUCAGAGCUUAGAGGAGGGAACAAACUAUGCUUGUGCACCCCUGCCUCCUUAUAUGGAUGACUUGGAGCUGCUGGGUAUGGAUGCAAUGGAAGACACAGAUUCUAAAAAAACUCUGUAUGACAUCUGCUUUCACCUGCUCAAACUGUACAGCGACAAGCACUAUAGCAUGCAGCAAUUGCUGGAUCCCAGCACAGUGACGGCCGACCGACUGGACUACAGACUGUGCUGGCACCUGUGGAAUGUGCUGCAGCAAUUAAAUUAUACUCAUCUGUCCGAGCCCUGCCAGGGCAUCCUGCAUGCCAGCUAUGCUGCACAGCUUGAGAGUGUGGGCUUGUGGGAGAAGGCAGUUUUUGUUCUGCUGCACAUCCCUGACCCAACACUUCGUGAGCAUGCUGUGCGAGAGAUGCUGAACCAGCAUUGCGUUCUGGACAACACUGAGGAAUCAACGGAGAAGGAGCACUUCCUCGUCAACAAGCUGCUCAUCCCUGUGCAGUGGAUCCAUAAAUCCAAGGCCAUUCGGGCACGCAGAGAAGGAGACAAACAUUUGGAAGCACUGCACCUCUUCAGGGCUGGUGAAUGGAAUCACUGCCACAGGCUCGUUAUCCAGCACCUGGCUUCAGACUGCAUCAUCAACGAUAAUCACAACUACCUGAUGGAGUUCUUGGAAGGUUUGGCAUUACCUGAGCGCAGUGCUCAGAUCCAGGACUGGGACACGUCAGGUCGCGUCUACAGGGACUACAUCCAUGUUAUUCAGACCCUUCAAGCCAUUCAGCAGAUGGACAGUCCAGGAUAUGAGCUGGAGCGACUACACAGUGAUGUAACAUCUUUGUGCAGCAGGAUUGAACUUCUUCCCUGUUCCAAAGCCAAAGACAGACUUGCCCAGUCAGAAGUGGCCAAGCGUUUGGCUAACAUCCUGCGGGUGGUGCUAAGUCUUCACCAGGGAACCCCCGACCUUCGUCAAAUCCCCCUGUGCCAUCUUGCACCCCACAUUGGACGCCUGCCUAUGCCUGAGGACUACGCUCUGGAAGAACUGCGCAGCCUUACCCAGUCUUAUUUGCGCGAGUAUAUCACCAGUCACUGAGAAGACGAGAACUUGCAUGACUUGGAGUCUAAUUCUCAACAACUUGGCUCUUAAGCCAAAAAGGCACAAAUCUACACAAUGAGUAAUAAACACGGUGUGUUUAUUUUGGAUGCUCAGAUAUGUCAGAGUGUGCUUUACUGAUUCAUUAUUACAUUUUAAGGAAUCUUCCUCAUGUUAUGGCUGCUGGUGAAGUCUUGCUUGCUAACCAUCUUGUUAAAAACUGGAUGUGAGAUAAAGCCCACAGCGGUCGCCAAUCUCGGAACUUUUAAUAAACAUCAUUUUGUUAGUUAGCUACAUCUCAGAUUUUAUAUGAAGUUUUUGGUCAGUGUUACAUCAACUGAUGGCCACACAAACCAUACAAUUAGGCAUGUUUUGCUUUAUGGAUGUGAUUCAAAGUUUAAUUUUGUUACAAGCUGGGUUCUUCUUGGGGAACCUUAUCCCAGUGAUUGUGCUCUCAGCACCAAACAUUGUUAAAUUAAUAAAAAUGUAAAUUGGCUUUGAAUAUCUUUAUUUUUGUAAUGUUUUGUACAUAUGCCAAUCAGCAAAACUGCAGUGCUUAUAGGUUUGUGUGUAACAAAACAAAAUUCUAGUGUGGCAAGACAUUAGCAUGUCAAGAGUUCAUUCAUUUAAUUUUAUACAAGUUAUUUUGCGCAAUCUGCCAAUAAUGUACUUUCACUUCAAUUGUAAGUUUUAAUUAUUUGCUUGGAUGUUAUUGGUCUGUGAUGCUUACUUUCUUAUGGCUGGUGUGGAGUGUGGAUGUCUGUUGUGUACUGCCAGUUUUGCUGAGCAUGGUUGUGUAAAAGACUUUUCUUAAGGUAGAAUAAAAUAAAAAUAUUG